CGAAGACGAAGACAAAGAAGCAAAUGUGAAGACAGUGUCCGCAGUCUUGCCCUUUGCUCCUCAGCUAUCCCUAAUCUGAUUUGCUCUCCUUCUCCAUAUCGCUAUGCCGACAGAGCUUCCUGGAUUUUACUAUGACGAGGAGAAGAAACGCUAUUUUGCCCACAAAGGCCCAAUUCCUGGCUCUUCCAGAAAACCUCCCCCUCCAAACCCACCACCCAAGGCAGACAGCUCAUGCCAAAGCCUAAAAUUGAGGCAAAAGCUGAUUCAGUCCAGGGAGUUGUGGGGUAAUGUAAUUUUUUCCCGCAAAGAGAAGUUUAAUUUCCAAUCCUUCUAUCAAAAAUGCCAUGCAUCGCAACCAAUGAUAUGGAAAUACAGAGGAACUAAGAGGAUUGCAAAUGUUGCAUUGGGACAUGUGGUUGCUGAUGUUUCGUCUCAACACGGUCUCACGGAGAGAGAUAUAUUAGUGAGUGUUGGCGCAAAUGGCUUACUGUGCAUUUUUCCAGUUGGAAAGACUGAAGAGGAAGUAGAUCCAAUGGAAAACCAUAAGGUUGAUCUUGUAUGGCCUCUCAAUUCAGAUACACUACCAAGGCACAAAGAGCUAGUCAAAGAAUUGGGGAACUCGUAUGGAUCCACUACAUGUUUGGCAUCUGAAAUUUCUUCUCUUAUGUCGCUGAGAAAGAGUUGUCUGCCCGCUGACAAUAUGUCAAAAUUCUUUCUCAUCACAACACUGGGGUCGGAAAAUGCUUCUGGAUCCGUCUACCUACUAGACCUAAGUAAGCCACUACAUUUUGGCGCCAGUGUUCAAAUACAAGAAUUUCAUGAGCUUGCUUCAUUUAAACAGACCAUUUGGGCUGCUGACUGUGAUCCUGAAGGAAGCCGUGCUGCAAUUGGAACCAACAGAGGAGUUAUGUUGCUAAAUAUGGAAACUGGAGGAUCAUCACGGGUGUUUGAUUGUAAGAGUGAUGUAUUGUCUGUGCAGCUUGUACAAUCAGGGAGGGUCAUUAUAUGCGGAUUGAGAAAUAAAGCAAUUUUAACUGUUGACACUCGCCAAAAACAGAUUAAAAAGAGGAUAGACAAAUCUUUGACGACAUCAAUGUCAUCAUCUGUUUGUUGCUUGUCAUCACUUGAUCUCUGGGAUCAAUACUUCUUGGCUAGUUCCAUGGAUGGCUCGAUCAAGCUCUACGAUCAUCGUCUGAUGCAGAGAGGCCCGGUCCAAUCUUAUGAAGGCAAUGUAAAUACUCAUACAUCUAUAAAACUAGGAAUUGACCCAUCAGAGAAAGUCGUAAUGUCAGGUGGGGAGGACUGCUACACCCGUCUCUGGGAUAUCAAGACUGGUGAAAUGCUCUUGGAAGCGAAAUUUAUGAACUCGAUUCCAUCAGCAGUCUGCUGGCCAAGAAGAGGCGCCUUUUCGGCGGCCUGGCAAGAUCACAGAAAUUACUGGCAAGAUCAUAGUUUGGGUGCUUGGCUUGGAUCAUAUGAGGGAAUUUAUUACAUGGACUGGCUCUGAUUAUACCAUACAAAACUCAUUUCUUAAGACAAGACCUUAAGCCUGGCUUUGACUACCGUUAUAGAGUUAGAAGUAGGAAAAGAUGUAGUUAGAGAUACUAAUUUUGGUGUUGAGUCUGUAGCUGCUGACCCCUAAUCUCCUUGAGAUGUGAAACAAACAAAAACAUUAGUUGACUCUGGAAUGAAAUUUCAAUUUCAAUUUCAAUUCCAAUUCAUUCAUUUAUUA
Salvia splendens (bonfire salvia) is the source of this 1732-nucleotide messenger RNA. RefSeq names its product DDB1- and CUL4-associated factor 4. Lineage: Eukaryota; Viridiplantae; Streptophyta; Magnoliopsida; Lamiales; Lamiaceae. Gene Ontology annotation, molecular function: protein binding. The transcript is spliced from 13 exons. The record is from RefSeq and is a predicted model, not a curated record. The coding region runs from base 104 to 1507 and encodes 467 amino acids.